UCGUAUACACAAUCACUAGUUACAUAUGUGUGUGUAUAACAAAGUUUACUCUUUUCACGAUGGUAAAAAUGAUAUCGCUGAGAGAUAAUGUGGCUUUAAGGAUAUUUUGUAUACUGCUGAUUAUAAAAGGAUAUGAGACAACGAAAAGUCAAUUCCAAAUCUUAGCUGAAAAUACAACAAAGAUCGUGGAACGAAAUCUUCAUGUACAGCAAUGCAUCCAAAGCGCAAGAGAAAAAGCUUAUAGUGUAAAUGAAAAAUAUGGCGACCGACACUUUGCAGCUCUUUGGAUCAGCAUGUAUUCCCGGUUCUGUAUGAUAGAUACAAAUUUUCUUGAGCAAGACAGGAUUGAAAAUGCGUUCCCAUUCCGAUUGAAUAAAGAAAUAAGGUGCCUCAAAAACACAAAAAGAGAUCCAAUCAUCAGAGAAACAUUUGUUAAAGUACGAAACAUCAUUAAUGGCGCUCUUGAUGUUUUUGGUAUGAAAAGGCAUGUGAGGUUGUACAGAGGGAUGACUGAAUGGAAAUUCAAUAAUCAGAACUAUUUUGUAGAGGAAGGUUUCUUUAGUACGUCUACUGAUCCGACACCAGCUUUUAGAUUUGCAAAAGGCAAAUAUUUGCUAAUCGUUCAAAACAUGAACGGCGUUAGGAUAGACAAGUAUGUGGAAGAAAGAUUUAUGUACCAAAAAGAAGUUCUUGGAAAAAGCGGCAAGAUGUUUCAAAUAAAACGCAAGGUGACUGACUAUGCUGAAAUCAAAGAAAUACUGUCAGACCUUAAAGUUAAUUUGGUCAAGGUUUCUGGGGUUGACUUCCCACACACAAUUGUUUACAUAAGUGAGGUUUCAGUACCAAGUGAGCGGCAGUCUGUUAUUGAAAAGCAAUGGCCAUCUAUGAAAAGCUAUUGCUCUGUGGAUCAUUUGUCAAGUGCAAGUCAUGCCUUUAAACGAGCGAUAGUCAUUCAGUUCAUACUUGUUAUGUUGAUUUUUUUCUGGUAACCUUCUUUAAACUCCCCUAUUCAAACCCGUGUGAAAUUAUACUUAACACGUUUCAGUUGUUGCCUAGUGUCCUACUUAAUUUGUCAUCCAAUGGAAACGCUGUAUUUCUUAAAAACCAUGUGUGUAAAUUUUCAUAGAAGAACAAAACUCGAUACUUUAAUAGAUGCCUUCUAUUUUACA
This is a messenger RNA of Ruditapes philippinarum (Manila clam), 1169 nucleotides long. RefSeq lists its product as uncharacterized. The transcript has 2 exons. The coding region runs from base 60 to 989 and encodes 309 amino acids. Lineage: Eukaryota; Metazoa; Mollusca; Bivalvia; Venerida; Veneridae. The record is from RefSeq and is a predicted model, not a curated record.